Oncorhynchus keta (chum salmon) is the source of this 565-nucleotide messenger RNA. RefSeq names its product vasoactive intestinal polypeptide receptor-like. Lineage: Eukaryota; Metazoa; Chordata; Actinopteri; Salmoniformes; Salmonidae. The annotation marks the transcript as partial. Gene Ontology annotation, molecular function: G protein-coupled peptide receptor activity; vasoactive intestinal polypeptide receptor activity; peptide hormone binding. Gene Ontology annotation, biological process: cell surface receptor signaling pathway; adenylate cyclase-modulating G protein-coupled receptor signaling pathway. Gene Ontology annotation, cellular component: plasma membrane. The transcript is spliced from 5 exons. The record is from RefSeq and is a predicted model, not a curated record.
GUGCUGGGACAUAAUUGAGAAGACUGAGAUGUUCUGGUGGAUCAUUAAGACACCAAUCCUGGCCUCCAUCCUGAUGAACUUCAUCCUCUUCAUCUGCAUCAUCAAGAUCCUCCGACAGAAGAUCAACUGUCCAGACAUUGGAAGAAACGAGUCCAACCAGUACUUGAGGCUGGCCAAGUCCACCCUGCUGCUGAUCCCUCUUUUUGGGAUCAACUUCAUCGUGUUUGCCUUCAUCCCAGAGCAGGUGAACACAGAGCAACGGCUGGUCUUCGACCUCAUACUGGGAUCAUUCCAGGGAUUUGCGGUUGCUGUUCUCUACUGCUUCUUAAAUGGAGAGGUGCAGUCUGAGAUGAAGAGGAAGUGGAGGUGGUGGAACCUGCAGCACCACAUGGGUUCUGACACCACUAAGCACCAGCACCCCUCUAUGGGGAACAGUACCGGCACCACUCAGAUCUCAAUGUUGAGCUGCAGCCCAACGACACGCCGCACAUCCUCCUCCUGCCCCCCUCCUCUCCCCUCUCCCUCCUCUCUCCCCCUCUGCCAGGAUGACUCCUCAAUGAUCUAA